Messenger RNA from Daphnia magna, 944 nucleotides. RefSeq lists its product as uncharacterized. The transcript has a single exon. The coding region runs from base 66 to 686 and encodes 206 amino acids. The record is from RefSeq and is a predicted model, not a curated record. Lineage: Eukaryota; Metazoa; Arthropoda; Branchiopoda; Diplostraca; Daphniidae.
AAACGAAUCACGAGGAGGUGGUUCACGAGGACGUGGUAGCUCACGAGGACGUGGUACCUCAGGCAAUGGGCAAACCGUUCGAGCUACAAAUCCUACUAAUACUCCACUUGCUCAAGACAUUUCUCAAGAAAAUGAAGACCGGAUACUAUUUACUAGCCGAAGAAGAAAAUCACGGGGGAAUUGAUGAAAGUAUGGAAACUGAAGAUGAGCAAGCAGAUGAAGAUACUGCACAACUACCUUCCACAUCUAAGUUACCAGAAGGAGCGCAUUCUAUCCCGAUUUUUGAGCAAAGCAAAUGGCCAAAAUGGAGGAAGACUUGUUGGACUGAUUGGCAUGGAUCAUCGGGAAAAGUACUUGCAAAGUGCAAGUUCUGCAGUUCUGGUAUCUAUCAUUCUGGAAACAAAGACUCGUAUUCAAAUUUUUUAAGACAUAUCAAAAGGAAUCAUGUUGAGGAAUAUGGCAAAAUUCCUAAAUCCUAUCCUAAAUCCAGUCUCAGACAAUCUUCGAUGACCCCGUUUGUUUGCAAUGGAAAGAAAACUUCUAAGGCCAAAAAAGAACAGUUAGAUAAAUUGGUUACUUUAAUGAUCUGCAAGGACAACCUUCCCCUUACGAUUUUAAAACGAGAGGGGUUUCGGAAUUUGAUGGCCGUUGCAGUUCCAGAUUACCAAAUUCCUUCUUACGAAUGAAUGCGAGAGACACUCAUUCCACAUCUUUAUGAGGAAGUUGCAACAACAGUUAAGAAACGUCUUGCCUCGUCCCCUGUUUGUUCAGUAAUGAUGGAUUUGUGGUCUUCUAAGUCAAUGGAAGGAUUCUUGGGUGUAUCAUGUUCUGCGGUGACUUGUGACUAUGAACCCUUUACAGCAUUUCUCUCCCUCCGUGAGAUGCCAAAGAAUCAUACGGCAGCAGCAAUCUUUGCGGAAUACGAGUCUACGAUUGAGGAUUGG